Perkinsus marinus ATCC 50983 is the source of this 3591-nucleotide messenger RNA. RefSeq lists its product as hypothetical. The coding region runs from base 1 to 3591 and encodes 1196 amino acids. Gene Ontology annotation, biological process: proteolysis. NCBI's taxonomy places the organism in Eukaryota, Perkinsozoa, Perkinsida, Perkinsidae. The record is from RefSeq and is a predicted model, not a curated record. Gene Ontology annotation, molecular function: aspartic-type endopeptidase activity; zinc ion binding; nucleic acid binding. The transcript has a single exon.
AUGUCUGCAACGUCAUCCGCGUCGCGUACUAUAGUCUCGGGGUCCUUCAUAACAUUGGGGGCUGCCUGCCGAGAACUACUGGUCGACAACAAGACUGCUCUCGCGAAGUGCUUCAUCGACCUCGAGACUGGUACCAAGGACUACAGGUUGACCAUGCGUGACUGUGUCGAUGCCAUCACGGUUCCCACACCACUCCCUGCCGGCCCCCUUACGGCUCCGACAUCGAGUGAAACCAGUGAUGGCAGAGCGGGCACCACAGCCAGUGGUACAUUCCCGACUCAAGACAGCACUCAGCAUGGCUCCUCUGAGACCCCAACCGACGUCAACGUUGCGUUCGAGGACAUGGUCCGUACAUGCGAACGGAUCGCAGAUGAUAAUCUGCUAGACAUAAGCACACCAACUUGGGUGAAGCCAACGGCCAAAUGGUUAUCCAGAUGCCUUAUCGACAAGGUAUCCCAGGAGUACCGCAUUGCCGUACCCGAUGAUUGCCCGCUGCCAACUCGUGGUGAUCUUAAGCGCGAGAUAGCGACAGCGAGAUCCAGCAAGUCGGCCCACCCCCGUGAGACUAUCGUGCCCUCGAGAGUGUCCUAUCCGGGUCAGCAAACCGAUCUAUCUCGAGAACACGAAGAUUCCCCUGUGACUGAGAUAUCCACAUCUCACUGGACGAAAGCCAAGCAGCAUGCACUCCGAAGCCAAGUCCGUCCCUUGAUCAUUAAAACCGAUACCACCAAAUCAUCCCAAAAUGAGGUUCUGAAGCAGGUCAACACCCUACUUGGUAAACCGAUCUUGAAGGAGUUCUACUUCGACGGGAGCGACAUUGGUGCGUAUGCGGAUUGGAGGGUCCGGGUCUGUGAUGAGAUCGACAACUACAGCUGUUCACGUGAGGUGAGCGUUGAGAUAGUAUGGGCUUGUCUCAAGCCCUCACUACGGUCUCGCAUAAGACGGCGUGUGUCCAGCACUGAUCGAGUCCAACGCGGACAUGUUGCCAUAUUCGAUGUUCUCGACGACAUCUACCUCACGCCUAACGAGUUGAAGGCCUUCAGCAGCCGAUGGGAAAAGGUUGUACAGCUGCCUAAUGAGACUCUUCAGGACUACGCUCUGCGAUUUGAAGAGCUCGUGCAUACCCGACGAUCUCUUCUUGAGGCCGACAUUCCCGAUAGUGAGUUGGUACAGAAGUUCUCCAAUGGCUUCUGCGAACCUGCUGCCAUACUCGCCAAGAUGCUUGUCGAUCCUCUCGGACGUCUGGACUAUGAAGGCUUCAAGCUGGCGGUGGUAUCCUUCGUGCAGUCCGGCGACGAGAACGUCAUUCCCUUGUUGGGCUCCAAACCACCACCCGGCGCUCCCAAGCCAUCUGCGUCUGACACCUCCAAGAACGCCAAGAAACCUCUGGCCCGCAAGGCAGCCUUCGACACUGAUGAUUGCUACGCCCAAGUUCACCUUGCCAUCACCAAGCCCCUGGGGCUAGAUCCAAAGGCCUGUUUGCGUUGUGGCCAGAACGCCAACCACUUUGCAAGAGAUUGCAACUCUCCCAACAUCUACAGAUGUGCCGACCGUUGCCAGACGUGCGGAGACCUACGGUCUGAGAAUCAUCGCUGUAGGAUUUCCCCGCGGAGGGUGGUGUGUUCAAGGUGUCACAAAACAGGACACGUUGCUGGUGUCUGUCGUAGUCAGCGCAAGAGCAGCUCUGGCAAGCGCAGUGAGGUACCCGAGUCUGAUGGUGAGGCUCAGUUCAAGGACAAGUUCCCUGUCACUAACUCUAAGUGUGCGCUGGUGACCUCUUUGGCGGCGGCUGCUGUCCGCAAGAAUGCCCCCGACCUUGUUGUCGAUUUCCUCCGACGCCUUCCUCGCCAACCUGAGGUACAUCUAACUCUUGGUGUUGAUGGUGCCUACUGCAAAGCCUCCUGCUUAGUGGACUCAGGAGCCAAUUGCUCCCUGAUCAGCUCCGGCUUGGUUGCCUAUCUCACCAAACGUGGCGUGAUCAAGGAUAAGGACGUCGUACCACUCCCCAGUACGAUUCCUGUCGGUGUAGCCUCUGGCAAGAGCAUCUCCGGGUCUCACAUUGUUCACAUCGAGUUCGCCAGUGGUCGACUCGAGGGUACACUGGAGUUCCUCGUCUGCGAUGAUGUCGAUCCCGACAUUCUUUUGGGUACCAACAUGUUCCCAGCCAUAGGUGUACAACUGACUUCCACUGGCGAGGCGGACACCACCAACUUCCGGUGUACUGCUUCGACUGCUGCGCCUCCUCCCAAUCCUAUUAUGGCCGCUCGCGCCACUCCAUCACUUCCGACUGCUGAGAUUGUGCAGACUGCUGAGGGCAAGCGCGUGAUGUGUCAUUGUGGUCCGUUGGAGAGGCUGGUCUUGUAUCCUUAUCGAGAGAAGCAAAGGCAGCUGUCCCAGACCAACAACCAGAUCCUUACCCAUCGUAUGCUCACUAUGGCUUCACAGGGCAAGGUCGAGUCCUGCAAUGAGGCUGAUUGCACUGCCGUCCUUGCCGCUGUCAUCUGCGAUAAGGAAUCGGGUGUUCGACCGCGGGUGUAUCCUGAUCCGAUGGUGGAUAAGCGAUACAGGGUCACCGUGGACUGUAGGCCUAUCAAUAGGUUGGUAUUGGUAGGAGAUGUGGCGGAUGAAGAUGCCAGCAUGAUGCUGAUGCCUCAGACGAUGAUCGCCGAUGGUACCCCACAGCUAACCGAUGCUGCUGUUAAGGAAGCCUUUCGACAAGCUGAACCGAACAUCACCGCGAAGCUCAACAGCAUCCCCUUCUCCUACCAAGCCUACUACAAGCUCGAUUUGACCGAUGCCUAUUCGGGGGUUCUCCUACCUCCCGCACUACGGUCCAUCUUUGGCACUACUUCCCGGGGUGGCGAUGGGCGGCAGCUGUGGUGGGUGUACAAAGUCCUUCCCCAAGGGUGGGUCUUCUCAAGCUGUCUCUUCAACUCGGCCAUGCAGCUUCUCGUGGACAUCAUCAACGAACAGCUACACCGACUACAAAUCAAGGCCGUCUGUCGCCAUAAUAAAGACGACAUUUUGAUUGCUGCACAGGAUGCCCAGAACUGCCAAAAAGCCGCUGAUGUUGCCAUCCAGAUCUUCAUCGAGCAUGGUUUUCACCCUAACCCAGCCAAGUCCUGCGGUCCCACUGAUAAGGUCCAUUUCUGUGGUGUUACUCUCCGAGGUGGCUUUCAUCGUCCUGAGGGAUCUCGACAAGCCUUUACGGAGUCCACCUACUCGCUAGCGUGGUCCGAGUUUGUCACUCCAUCGUUGAAGUCGAAGAAGGUGACCGACAACUUCGAGACCCUGCGAUUGGCACGACUUGGGUGGCUCCGAAAGUGGUCCGGAACUAUGAACUACCUCCGCAACCACCUACCUCCGGAGGCUCUUACAAAUCUCUAUGUCCUACAAGACGCUUUGUCCCGCUACCAGAAGCAUGACUGCCCUCUUCUCCAAGAAGAGCUCGGUGAUCGCCAGAACGAGCGCGUGACUGGUAUUGGUGAAGCUUUCCAAGGGCUGCUGCAAUUCUAUCUGUCUGGUAUACCACCCAUGGUAGCGACCCAUCUUGGUGGUACUGCUGGGUACGGUGGUGCUGGGAGAUUCUAA